AUGAAGGAGAUUCCCCUGGAUGACUCCGUGGCCUACAAGCACUCCUAUCCUUUGCCCGCCUGCCUUCCAGGAGCUGAAGACGGGCAGCAUGCUUUCGUGCUGCACCCCAGUGUUUUCAGCAUGGACAACGAAGCCUCUUUAAGGGAACCGCCCGCCCUUGACACGACAGAGAAGCUCCUCAACAACUUCGCGGUCGACGGGUUUGAGAGCACGGGUGAGCCGGUCCUCGUUCGAAUGCAGGACAGUCGAAUGCACGACUCUGGUGACAUCCCGGCUGGCAGUGUCUGGUUCUUGAAAGGGGCUGCCAGGGUGACUACGGCCAUUGCAGCUGUUGUUGCAUGCCACUUCACUGGCGAGCAGGUGCCGGAGGCUCUGAAGAAGAGUCUGGCAUGUAUGAAAUGCAAGCACAUCCGCCUGGCCGAUCGACAGCAGGAGUUGUUUUUCAACAUGAAGAAGUCCACCAAGGGCAGCAUUCGGAAAUCACCCAAUGCCAUGAGCUGGGUUUUCAGCCUGACGAACAUGUCGAAUUCCAAUGCCAGCCUGUAUGAUCCAGCCCAGCUCAUCAAGUCUUGGAGUCUUUGGCAGAGACUGUGUGUUCGUGUGUCGGCUUGCAGCUGCUGUGUCCAAGCCGCAAACCAAUCUGGACUCAGGAAUGAGGAUGCAGCGAAGCAUGACAAGAUUGUGGGUGCCAAGGCCAUGGCGGUGAAGUCGGUUUUGGAAAUGCCGGAGCAGUGCCGCGUGUCGAUCCUCGCCGCCGUCAGCUUGUAUGGAUGGGAGGGCGACUGGGGCAGCAAUUGA
Molecule: messenger RNA, 798 nt
Organism: Symbiodinium necroappetens
Lineage: Eukaryota; Dinophyceae; Suessiales; Symbiodiniaceae
Source: the annotation of a GenBank genome assembly